Limulus polyphemus (Atlantic horseshoe crab) is the source of this 2179-nucleotide messenger RNA. RefSeq names its product leucine-rich repeat neuronal protein 1-like. Gene Ontology annotation, molecular function: protein binding. The coding region runs from base 116 to 2179 and encodes 687 amino acids. The record is from RefSeq and is a predicted model, not a curated record. The transcript has a single exon. NCBI's taxonomy places the organism in Eukaryota, Metazoa, Arthropoda, Merostomata, Xiphosura, Limulidae.
UUCUUUAGUAUAAAUUUUUCAUCCGCGAGUGUAUUUCACGCAUGAUUAACAAGAACCAAAAAUACUCGGUUUUCUAGGCUCUUCAGACAUGAGGACAUAGUGUCUUUGCGUAAGAAUGUGGUUGAUGUCUGUUCUGUGCUUUUUACUCCCAGCUAGCGUUCUUGGUUCUCUGAGAGAACAAAUCUGUCCUAACGUGUGUCUGUGCUCAAUUCAACCAUGUCAGCUUCUAGAAAAGGAUGCCAAAACAGUAAACUGUGUGAAUUCUUCUCUUCUGCUAAUCCCCGAAAACAUUUCAACGGAUACGGAAGUGUUAGAAAUGAAGUACAACAUACUUGGUCAUUCUCACAGACUCAGUCUACUAAACCUGCUGUUUCUGCGUAGACUUCGACUGGUGGAUUUCAGUUUCAACCACAUCAGGAACUUUCGACAUCAUGGAAUCAUUCUAGACAGCGUACUUCAUCUAAAUCUUAGUAAUAAUUGUCUCAUUGUUCUUGAAACUGGCGUUUUUCAUGGGUUCCCCAACCUUGAAACCCUAGAUCUUAGCUCAAACCAAAUCAGUACAAUAGCACCAUUAUCAUUAGAAUUGCCAAAGUUGAAGACUUUAAACAUGGCGCACAAUCGAUUAUCGUCCUUGUUUGCUCAUUAUUUCGCAAUCCUGCGAUCUGUGGAAUCCCUGCUACUGUCUGAUAACCAUAUAACUCGCCUCUCAGAACCCGUACUCCACCAUCUGCGACCCGUCAAGAGGAUAGACCUAACAAAUAACAGAAUAACAAAACUCGAUUAUCCAGCUUUCCAGCAUAUUGAAGAGGUCCAGCAACUUUUGUUAUCUGGAAAUAAUUUAGUAUUGGUUCCCACCGAGGCUCUCAAGAAGGUACCCUCAAUAAAACUCCUUGAUCUCAGCCGAAAUCUGUUUCAUGAUCUUCCUUCAUUGUCGUUUGAUUCGAUCAAUGUUUCAGAAAUCAUCCUGAACGAAAACAAGAAUCUGUUUGUCAUUGGCAGGAAGGCCUUCUACAAUAUGAAUUCGUUAAAAACGAUCGAAAUUAUAGAUAAUAAACAAUUAUCAUAUAUUGAACCAGAAGCUUUUGAAAACCUCUUGUCACUGGAGAAAUUAGAUAUUUCAAAAAAUAACCUCCAAACUGUUCAUCAGGAUAUUUUUCACAAAAUACCAUUUAUUUCAACACUAAACCUACAAGGAAAUCCUCUAAGAUGUGCGUGUGAUAUCAGGUGGGUGCAAGAAAUCGUCCAGAAUUCCACCAGUGACGUCAUCUAUGACAACAUUACGUGUAUAGAUGAAAAUGAUAAAACAAGGUUCUUGGCUAUUCUCCAACCCUUUCCUUUGUCUUGUGGUCCUUACAUUUUACCACUUUUUCCUCUGCACUCAGACCAACUUCCAGCCUCAACGGUUUCCUUCGUUUGUGCUGCUACAGGAAUACCAAAACCAGAAGUGAUGUGGUUCAAGCAGGAUACAGGAAAUUUUACAUACAGCGAACACGAAGGUCGCCUAAAUAUUCACAAUGGAGUUUUAAGUAUCCACUAUCUUCACGUCGAAGACAGCGGAGUAUUCGUUUGUAUCGCGUCGAAUUCUCAAGGAAACACAAGUCGCAGCUUGGAAUUGGUAGUUGAGAAUGUAAACAUUCAAAUUACUCCUUUAACGAUAGCUUCGACCUUCAUAACUUUGUCGUGGAACAUGACUAACAAUUUCAACAGUGAUUACUUACUACAGUAUAGCCUCCUCGGUGAUGAGAAGGUAUUUAGUAAACCAAUUGCUAUGGGUGUGAAAAUCCAUUAUUUCACUCUCAGCGAUCUGGAGCCUGGGGAAACCUACAACAUUUGGUUAUGCUUACAAAAUGGCGGUUUUAUAAUUAGGCUUAGCUCAGUUCGUGUAACAACUAGAGAAGAAGGUUUUCUCUUCAUGCUUGGAAUCCAUACGAACUACCUUGGUAUCAUACUUGUCUCAGUUUGUGGUGGUAUCGUAGCUGCAUCGUGUGUCUGUAUGUGUACACUACGUUUCUGCAGGUGGCAGUGUAGGCAACACAACGAGAUGGUUCUAAGUGAAACGUCAUCACAACGUGGCUUUGCCAAAAGUGACUCUAGUCAAUCAGACCUUGCUUUUAUGACUUUUGUGAACAUGGCGGACGAAACAGGUUUAAUGGAGAAUGACGAAGAGAGUUAUGAGUGA